AGCCCUGCCUGUUCUCGGAGCUGCUUCUGUCCGCGGGGCGUCGAGCAGCGCGCGGCCGGCCGAAGAGGAGGGACCGCCGGGCGGCCACGGUUUAAAGCACGGUGUGUGAAGAGACACGAGCAGUCGGUCGGUGUGUGAAGAGACACGAGCAGUCGGUCGGUGUGUGAAGAGACACGAGCGUCGGUUUCUCAGAGCGACGUGUGUGAUGGACGGAGAGAGAGCACAGCGGACAGGAGAGCGCGCAGCAGCUAGCAUGGACCAAAAUGAUGUCAAGACACGUGAGCAUAGACUGGUACCCCACAGAGGCUUCACGCUGAUCAGCGGGACUCACGAUCCAAACGAUGUGGACCAGAUUUACAACCUGGAGAUCAGAGACUCGGACGUGUUUGUCGUCACAUACCCCAAAUCAGGCACCAUCUGGAUGCAGCAGAUCCUGCUGCUCCUCCAGGCCAAGGGAGACCUGGCAGCCAUCCGCCAGCUCAACAGCUACAGCAACGCGGACCUGGUCCCCUGGAUCGAGCUGAUUGGCAGCAGACAGGCGUUUAUCACGGCGCCGUCCCCCCGCCUUAGGGUCACCCAUCUGCAGUUCCACCUAAUGCCUGCUGCUCUGAGCCAGAAGAAGGGCAAGGUGAUCUACGUGGCAAGAAAUCCCAAAGAUGUCCUUGUGUCUUACUUCUACUUCCACAAGCUUGCAAACAUGUUGGAAACUCCGAAGGAUUUUGAUGACUUCUUUGAGAAAUUCCUGAGAGGAGACGUGUUUGGGUGCAGCUGGUUUGAGCACAUUAAGACUUGGUACUCACACAAGGAUGAUAUGAACAUGCUGUUCAUCACUUAUGAAGAAAUGAUUCAAGACCUGCAGUCGGCCGUGGAGAGGAUCUGUGUGUUCCUGGGCACCGAGCUGAGUGCUGAGCAGCUGGCCAGCGUGGUGGAACACAGCACCUUCUGCAACAUGAAGAAGAUCCCUCAGGCCAACUACGAGCAGGUGUCAGGGGAGCUGCUCAGCCACCAGCAGGGGGCCUUCAUGAGGAAAGGCACCAUCGGGGACUGGAAGACUCACUUCACCGUGGCCCAGAACGAGAGGUUUGACGAGCUCUUCCACAGGGAGAUGGGGGACAUUCCCCUGCAUUUCAUCUGGGACAUCAGGGACAUUGAGUGAUCAGCUGUUGGUCUCAUGGCAACACAAAGACGAAGACUCCAUGAACACGGUGCUACAGGGAAACAUUGUUCCUGUCCGCUUCUCUUUCCUUCUGCCUCAGCAGCGUCUGCUCAUCUAGCCACUGUAUCCUUGCUUCAGCCACUGCUUGAACACUUGAAAAGCUCUGCAAAGCCUCAUUGAGGACAGCACAUGCAGUCAUUUUGACAGAGGACAGUCUUUACAGAUCUGUUGUGAUGUCAGUGCGAGCCCUGUUGUCUCUAACUGCAGCAUCAGUCUGCAGAGAACGUCCCGCUGCAGCUAGUCCCUCAAGAUCUUUCUGUUUUUGUCAGUGGAGCCUGGUAAUGCAGCGCACACCCUUUAACUCAUUCUUCACUCAGAACCAUUACUAAAGUGAGCUUUGUGUUCAUACAUCAAGCAGUUUUAACUUUCACGCUGUAGGGAAAAGGAUUGUUCUCUGGCUGCUCCAGUAGUCUGUAGGCCGACAGAGGAUCCCUUUUCAGAUGGAACGACUAGCUGGAGUUACACUCCAUUGCUUUAAAAGAUGGCAUAUUUAUGAAUUACAUUCUCUGCAAUGAUGGUUGUUAAACAACUUCACAACAUCAAAAUGUCUGUUCCAUUGAGAGACCCCUAGCUGAAGAAAAGGAUGUUUUAUUAUAAAGUUCAUGUAUAAGAAAUACAGAUCAGAAUGCAACUUGACUGUU
Molecule: messenger RNA, 1857 nt
Organism: Etheostoma spectabile (orangethroat darter)
Lineage: Eukaryota; Metazoa; Chordata; Actinopteri; Perciformes; Percidae
Product: amine sulfotransferase
Exons: 7
Coding region: 206-1156 (316 amino acids)
Molecular function (GO): sulfotransferase activity
Source: RefSeq, a predicted model, not a curated record